Messenger RNA from Theileria annulata, 1404 nucleotides. RefSeq lists its product as uncharacterized. Bases 1 to 1404 code for a protein of 467 amino acids. Gene Ontology annotation, molecular function: protein binding. The record is from RefSeq and is a predicted model, not a curated record. The transcript is spliced from 10 exons. NCBI's taxonomy places the organism in Eukaryota, Apicomplexa, Aconoidasida, Piroplasmida, Theileriidae.
AUGGUAAAGAAUUCUCUAAAAUCUAGUUUUGGGGAAGAUUCCAAACAAGCUUCAGGAAAGAAGACUAAGAAAACAAUUAGCAAGGAGUGUAAAAUCUCUAAUGUUAUAAAAAGUUUAAGUGAACAGAUUGUUAAAAGAAGCGCUGAUUUAAGUCAUGGAAGAUGGGUGGAUCUUGAUGCGAAACGACCUUCACCUAGAGCACACUCAACACUGACUCUAAUAGAAGAAGGGCUCUGUGUUAUGUUUGGAGGAGAGUUUUUCGAUGGUUCCAAUGUAAUCUUGUAUAACGAUACAUUCUUGUAUAAUCUAUCAACAAACAAAUGGAAGGUUUUGGAUACUCCAGCAGUUCCACUGCCAAGGUGUUCGCACCAGGCAACUUUCUACAAAAAUCGCAUUUACAUAUUUGGAGGAGAAUUCAACACACUCGAUGAGUUUCAUCACUUCAAUGACAUUCACUAUCUGUGCUUAUCAACACUUAGGUGGACUAAGCUUGAUGUGACGGGCCAAAUACCAAGUUCUAGGAGUGGUCACAGAAUGGUUUUAUGGAAAAAUUACUGGGUUUUAUUUGGCGGAUUCCACGAUAACGGAAAUGAAUCAACUUACUACAACGAUCUAUAUUAUUUUGAUUUGGAAAACAAUUGUUGGCACCAAGUUAACCAGCAUCUUUUUACAUCAUCACUGCCAGAACCUAGAGCAGGUUGCGUAUUAUUAGCACUCAAUGAUGGUAAACAUCUGAUGAUGCACGGAGGGUUCAGUAAAAAGGACUCAUCUAAUGACGUAGUUGGCUCAAGUUACAAGGAUUCAUGGCUGAUUGAUAUGAACUUGCUCUUGUCAAAUAGUGGAAAUGUUCUAGUUUGGUCAAAAGUGAAAGGAUGUGAGCCUGAAUUUUCCACAGGUUUAUCUUUUGCUACAAGUUCUGAAUACGCUGUUUUGUUUGGCGGAGUUAACGAUGAGUAUAAGGGAUUACAUGUAAAGUCUACGUUUUCAAAUAAAUGUUUCAAAUUAAAUUUGAACCAGAGGAAAUACAAUCCAACUGAAAUUGGAUUUGAGCGAGAAAAUAAAGACGAUAACUUAGGCAUAUCAAAACUAUCAUUAUCUAAAUCAUUCCCAACGCCAAGAAUGAAUUCGAACGCAGUAAUAUAUAACGACACAUUAUAUAUAUUUGGUGGAAUAGUUGAGGUUAAAGACAUGGAAAUUACAGAGAGCGAUUGCUGGGCACUGGAUCUCAAAACGAAUGAAUGGAAAUGUAUAGAUGAAGGCUUUGAAAAACAAGGGCUGUACAAUAAUCAAAUCGAAUCAGAUGAAAGUGAUGAUGAAUUUGAUGAAGAUAGUGGAGAUGAAACAGAAGAAAUGUAUGAAUCUGAUGAAGGUGAUUAUGAUGAGGAGACGGAAGAAGAAUUAUAA